Molecule: messenger RNA, 930 nt
Organism: Grammomys surdaster
Lineage: Eukaryota; Metazoa; Chordata; Mammalia; Rodentia; Muridae
Gene: Ssr4
Product: signal sequence receptor subunit 4
Exons: 6
Coding region: 230-718 (162 amino acids)
Cellular component (GO): endoplasmic reticulum; membrane; endomembrane system
Source: RefSeq, a predicted model, not a curated record
ACUGUUGCAGCCAUCUUGGGGAGGGGAAGGCUGAGAAGGAGGAAAGUGCGACCGGUUGGGACCCUGGCUAGGGAAGCGGACACGUCAGUGCCUCCAGCGACGUCACCAUGCCCGACCCAGCCCGCCGACGCACGAUUGGGUGCUGAGGCCGCUUACGCGUCGCGCUUCCUCGUCUGCUCCGCAUGUUCAGGGCGGCUUGCUCUCUUUUCCCCUCGGCAGAGAAGAGGCGAUGGCGGCGAUGGCAUCUUUCGGCGCCCUGGCGCUACUCCUGCUGUCUGGCCUAUCUUGCUGCUCAGCAGAGGCCUGCCUGGAACCCCAGAUCACCCCUUCUUACUAUACAACUUCAGAUGCCGUCAUUUCUACAGAGACUGUAUUCAUCGUGGAGAUCUCACUGACCUGCAAGAACAGGGUCCAGAACAUGGCUCUUUAUGCUGACGUUAGUGGAAAACAAUUUCCUGUAACUCGCGGCCAGGAUGUGGGUCGAUAUCAGGUGUCCUGGAGCCUGGAGCACAGGAGCGCCCAUGCAGGCACCUAUGAGGUCAGAUUCUUCGAUGAAGAGUCCUACAGCCUCCUAAGGAAGCACUUCCCUUACAGGCUCAAAGAAAUAAUGAGGACAUUUCCAUCAUCCCACCCCUGUUCACAGUCAGUGUGGACCAUCGGGGUACCUGGAAUGGGCCUUGGGUCUCCACGGAGGUGUUGGCUGCAGCAAUUGGCAUAGUGAUCUACUACCUAGCUUUCAGUGCAAAGAGCCACAUCCAGGCCUGAGGGCAGCAAUCUCAGCCCUCCAUUGCUUCUUUCAAUAAACAGUCACUGACAUGAGUAUAUUCAAGACACGGGGCUCCUGUGUCUAUGGGGAGAGCUGGGAAUCCAGCUGCCCCUGUCUGCCUGGAGAGCAGAUAGUAAUACUGAGCAGAGCUAUAUUUUCCCCAA